Purpureocillium lilacinum is the source of this 1953-nucleotide messenger RNA. The record is from RefSeq and is a predicted model, not a curated record. Lineage: Eukaryota; Fungi; Ascomycota; Sordariomycetes; Hypocreales; Ophiocordycipitaceae.
AUGCUCGGCAUCUGGCGCGCGCCCGCAUUUCGGUCGCCGCCUCCACAUUUAGAGGGUUCAUCAAUAGCCGAGAGCCUCUGGAGUGACGAGGAGCGCCCGCGGUGCCGCCGCUGCCAGUCCAAGCAGCUGCCCUGCUCCCGGCCUACCAAGCAGACUGUCUUCAAGCACGGCUCCGUCGCGAGCUUCUCCAAGGACCAGAAAUGGGUCAACAGCGCGGCCCGGCACUUCCGAUUCCACCCCCGGGGCGGCGCCGCCGAGCGAGGCAGCGGCCCGGACAGCAGCCCGGACGCGACGAUGCCGCCGCUGCGCACCGCGUCGCUGACCUCGUCGUCGCAAAUCACCGACGCGGGACACGGCGCAUACGCGGAGAUACCGCCGCCGCAGGACGCGCGCUCCAGCCACGGCUCGCCGGGCCACUCGUCGCCGCCGCACUCCCACUCGCCCAUGGACACGGACUACUCCCGUCCAACGACGACGACGUACGACGGCGCGUCCAGGGUUCUCCCCAGCCUGACGCACUCCGAGAGCUUCCACACCGAUUCGGGGCCCGACUACACGCCGAGUCUGCCGCCAACGAUUCCGUCCAUCUCGUACCUCACGUCGUCUGCGAGCCACUUCUCGCCGCGGUUACAUGACAGGACGGCGGCGGUGGGGGGCCAUGCCGUGUCGCCGCCGCCGCCGUUGUAUAACCCCGAGUCUCCCAGGGUUGUUCCUGCGUCGAGCGUGCCCGUCUCGCAGCCGCAUGCUGGCUCACAUAGGCAGUUUCCGCUGCAGGAUGUUCAAGAGGCGUGUCUGUUGCGAUACUUUAUCGAGGAGAUAUCACAUUGGUUCGACCUCUGCGACGAGGACCGCCACUUCCAGCUCGUCGUGCCCGUCCUCGCGCGGCAGCACCCGCACCUCCUCGACGCCAUCUUCGCCGUCGCCGCGCGGCACCUCAGCCGCCUGCCGCAGUACAAGACGGGCCCGCGCGGCGCCAUCCUCUACCACGGGCAGGCCCUGCCGCACCUCGACGAGCACGCCGCCGUCGAGUACAUGCUGCGCUGCAUCCCCGCGCUGCGGCAGUUUGACGACGCGCGCGCCGCCGACGCCGACUACCGCGACAGCAUCAUCGCCACGGCCGUCAUCCUGCGCCAGCUCGAGGAGAUUGACCACGAGGCUGACGAUGGUGGUGCAAGCGGCGGCGGUGACGGCGGCGGCGGCGGCGGCGCGCGCGAGCACCAGCAGCGGCAGCAGAGGCAGCGGCCCGUCAACUUCCUGGCCAUCAUCGACGCCGUGCUGCGGAGCCUGCCGUCGCGCGACGCCUUUCGCCAGCGCAGCGUCAUGCAGGCCGCGUACUGGAUGGCGCUGCGGCAGGAAAUCUUCAACUCGUUUACGCGCCGCGAGGCGCCGCAGCUCAUGCUGCCGGCCGAGUUCUGGCACAGCGCGUCGCGCGCCAACAAGGUGGUGAUGCACCUCGUGCAGUGCGCCAAGUGGCACUGGGGCGACGGCUCGGACCACGAGUGGAUGCGGUUGAUGAAGCAGCAGGAGCUGCUCGAGCACGACAUCCUGCCCGCGUUCCAGCCCCUAUAUCAAAAGUCGGCCGACAAGACCAAGGGCGAAAUCUUCCCCACCAUCUGGUACGGGAGCAACAUCGAGGUGACGAGCGUGCAGCUCGGGCUCAUAGCCAAGUCGGUCCUCGUAGCCGAGAACCCCUUCCUCAAAGCGCAGUCGGCAUCGCGGGCGAGCUGGCGCAAGGUGGAAAACGAGGUCCGGCUGCUCCUCCUCGAGCUCUGCGGCAUCGCGCUCUGCAACCCGGCGUCGCCUCCCGCGCUGGUGCAGGCGGCGCUGGGCAUCGGCAUGUACGCCGACUUCUUCACCGACCAGUACGAGAGGCAGGCCAUCCGCGGCGUGGUGGAGCGGUAUCGCGACACCCACGCCUGGCCGGUGCAGCGGCUGCUCGAGAUGUUUCAGUGA